Molecule: messenger RNA, 2256 nt
Organism: Cephus cinctus (wheat stem sawfly)
Lineage: Eukaryota; Metazoa; Arthropoda; Insecta; Hymenoptera; Cephidae
Gene: angel
Product: protein angel
Exons: 6
Coding region: 462-2147 (561 amino acids)
Molecular function (GO): 3'-5'-RNA exonuclease activity
Source: RefSeq, a predicted model, not a curated record
GCAAAUUGAAACGACCUACUAGCAUCGAUAAAGAAGUACUAUUGUGCGAUUGGUAAUAUCGAUGGCACAGGCAUAUUGUAGCCAGCCACCUUUAACCGCGGAGGUUCUUGCUAUUGCGCUAUGUAACGGCACCAUUGAUUCUUCCUUAUCGACAACCAAAGUCUAUUGCCGGACUGGCGCGUGAAAUUUACAAAGGCACGAAUCCCGUACAUACAUAGAUGCUUUUCGAUAAUUUGCAUUUCAAAUCGAAACUAGAAGGAACUAAUUGCGAAAGUUCGGUGCGCUGAUCACAAUUUAAUCCUCGGGUAAUACCUCGUUCUGACCUCAAUGGAAUAACUAACCUCACUCUUUGAACAAGGAUGUUCUGCCAGAGAGAAGACUCUUCGAUAAUAUCUUGUUUCUCUGUAUGACAGUGUAUAAAUUAUACCGUGACUGACAUAAAUUAAAAUUUAUUCGAAUAAAUGAGCGCAUCCACCAGACUGCUGACAACUGUCUCCGUAGCAAGUGUGGUUUGUCGAAACGUCCACGUUGCAAUAUUUUCACAGGAGAUUCUUCAUAUGUCGGAAGUACCAUUGAAGCAUUUAUUUAUCAGAAACAUUCGAAAAAGUACAUUCGUUCCAGAAGCUCUGUUCUCCACAUAUUUAAACCUACUGGAGUCCAUAUCAAGCCCAGCAACUCAUCAAGAAUUUAAUAAAACAAUAAUGGAACCUUAUCUUGAGUCAUGUUACGUAUUAAAUGACACUUCGCCCAUACAUGAAGUACCAGUUAAUAUAGGUGAUGAUAUUGUAUUGAGUGAUGGCGAAGAUACUAGCAGAUCUGACAGUAUGGAUGUUGAUAUAAUGAAAGAAUGUGGAGGAUCAUUAGAUAUUAAAUGCCCAAUGUCCAAACAGGACUAUAAAGCUUUGCGCAAGUGGAAAAGAUUUGGAAAAGAGAAGUUGGCAAUAAAUUCCAAUGAUACCUUCGUACUAAGGUUACUGUCAUUCAACAUCUUGGCACAGAAUCUCUUAGAAACACAUUCAUAUCUGUAUAAAGCUCACGACAAAAGAGCACUUUCGUGGGAGAGUCGGAAGUCGCUAUUGUUUCAAGAAAUACUCCAAGCAGAUGCCAACGUGAUAUGCCUUCAAGAAGUGCAAAAUGACCACCUAGGCGAAAUAGUAAAACCAUUUAGGGAUCUUGGAUACGCAUAUCUCUAUAAAAAGCGAACAAACGACAAAGAGGAUGGCCUCCUCCUUCUUUAUCGUUCAGAUCAAUUCAAUCUGGUGGAUCACGCAAAAGUGGAAUUAUAUCAAUCCGGUAUAGAAUUAUUAAGUAGAGACAACGUAGGCUUGAUUGCCAAACUAUCCCUGAAGGAUAGUCCUGACACUCAAAUUGUAAUAGCAACAACUCAUCUACUUUAUAAUCCAAGAAGAAAUGACGUACGAUUGGGCCAAAUACAGAUGUUAUUCGCAGAAUUGGAAAGAAUUGCUUUCAUUGAAAAUACACCGACGGGAGCUAGGUACCAUCCUAUCAUUUUGGCAGGUGAUUUUAAUCUCGAGCCUUACACCGGAGUUUAUAAAUUCAUAACUGAAGGUACCUUCGAGUAUGUUGGCAAAGCAAGAAAUUUAGAACCAGCGGAAUAUCGUUUAUUUUGUCGUUUAUCAAACAUGCUUAUUCCACCUCGACUAUACGUGACGGAUAGUUGCCAACAUUAUAAUAUUCUGAAAAAAAGAUUACGUGGUGAAGGCGACGGCAGAGUAAUGCUCGAAAAUAGCGAAACGAAGGAGUUACACGACGAGAGCAACUCUACCAAUGACCCAGCUUCCAUUUACAAGAAAUCAGAAGUUGACGUUAAAACAAGCAAAUGUCAGAAGAUAGAAUUAAUUGACGGAAACUAUGCCAGUUUUUCGUCAGGACGCUUAGUGCAUCCUUUUAAAUUCAAAAACGUAUAUCAGCAUGCGGAUCGAUACGGUAAUCCGGAAGCGACGACUAAUCAAGGCAAAUGGAUUACCGUCGAUUAUAUAUUUUAUACUGAAAUUCAACCUUUUGAAAAGUAUACAUUGCCCACCGUCGAGCAAUGUAAUUUGUUUCCGACCAUACCAAAUUUCACGGUAGGUAGUGAUCAUCUUUGUCUAGGUGCAAGUUUUAAGUUGCAAAAGAAGAAACAUUGAGCUAUAUAUACGCGUAGACUGGUUGCUUACAACUGUUGUAUCAUGUAAAUAGGAAAGUACCUAUAUUUUUAAUAAAUCACAUCGCAGUUAUUUAAAAUCAUAAAGUCAA